AUGUCUGCGGCGAUCGCCGGCUCCGUCUUUGAGCUUCUGAAAAGACAAUCCGAGGAAGAAGAUCCCGACGCACCCGAUUCAUCACAGAAGGAAAUAUUCUCAUCAUGGGCUCUCUUCAUCUUGAUUAUGCUACUCAUUGUAGCCCUCUUCACAAGUUACUUGCUUCAAAUCAAGAAAGUUGAAGCUGUUCACGAAACUUCCAUUUCGAUCUUUGCUGGUAUGACCAUUGGCUUAAUACUUCGAGUCAGCGCUGGAAAUUCUAUACAAAGUCUUGUGAGCUUCGAUGAACAGAUAUUCUUCAAUCUUCUCCUGCCACCGAUUAUCCUGGCUUCCGGAUACGAAUUACACCAAGCGAAUUUCUUUCGCAACAUUGGUACUAUUCUUACAUUUGCGUUCGCCGGGACUUUUAUAUCGGCAAUUGUGCUAGGAUUGGUAUUAUGGUUGUACACGAGAAUUCCCCUUGAUGGGGUCAGUAUGACAUUCGUUGAUGCUAUAUCUGUUGGAGCAACACUUUCUGCCACCGAUCCUGUUACAAUUCUAGCGAUUUUCAACACCUAUAAAGUCGACCCGAAACUUUAUACAGUAAUUUUCGGAGAAUCGAUCUUGAACGAUGCUAUCGCAAUUGUCUUGUUUGAGACAGCGCAAAGAUACAAAGAAGGUGGUAACGCAGGAACUUUGGGUCUCCUCAGUUUGUUCGAAGGUAUCGGCAUUUUCUUGGCAGUGUUCUUCGGAAGCUUGAUUAUUGGAAUCAUCAUAGGAAUUGCUACAGCCUUGGGAUUGAAGUACACAUACGUUAGAAGAUUUCCAAAGAUUGAAAGCUGUCUGAUUGUGUUGAUUGCCUAUGCCAGCUACUUCUUCUCUAAUGGUCUUCAUAUGUCUGGAAUCGUCACACUUUUAUUUUGUGGAAUCACCCUAAAGCAUUAUGCAUAUUAUAACAUGUCUCGCCGCACGCAACUUACUACUAAAUACUUAUUCCAAGUACUGGCGCAAUUAUCGGAGAAUUUUAUCUUCAUCUACCUCGGAUUAUCUUUGUUCACUGAGAAGGACUUACAAUUUAAACCGCUCUUCAUUAUAGUUACCGUCAUUGGCAUUUGCGUAGCCCGAUAUGCCGCCGUGUUUCCUCUCUCGAGACUCAUCAAUUGGUUCCUCAGAUACCGUGCAAAGAAAAGAGGGCAGGAAGUCGCAGAUGAACUACCCUACAAUUAUCAAGCAAUGCUGUUUUGGGCUGGAUUGCGCGGGGCUGUAGGUGUCGCCUUGGCAGCCGGAAUGACUGGCGAGAAUUCAUGGGCAUUAAAGGCAACUGUACUUGUGGUUGUAGUGCUUACUGUCAUUAUUUUCGGUGGUACAACAGCACGCAUGUUAGAAAUUCUCGGCAUUCGUACUGGAGUGGUCGAGGAAAUCGAUAGUGAUGACGAAUUCGAUAUUGAAGCUAUUUCAGGCGGAAAUUAUUACAAACAUUCCGGAUCAGGAAUUGGAAACGAUCCACGACGAAGCAAUGGAGCAAUGCAGCUUGAUGGUCUUGCUAGGCCAGGACAUCGUAGAGAAGCAGAGCGUGGAAGCUAUGCAAGCGGCAAUGCUAGUCCAAAUGCUAGAUCAGCAAGUAUGAAUCGGAAGGGUUCCAAUGCAAAUGGGAGAAAGGAGAACGAGAGUGAACAGGAUCUUCUUGGUAGGACCGGUAGCACAAGCGAUGAAGGCUUUGAUAGCGAUUCAUCUGAUCUUCCACCACCGGCCAAUCGACCACCGAAGAGAAGGCCAUCGCCACCUCAGGAUAGCGGUGAUAUGGGAUCACCUUACCCAACUUCAGGCAGUACAAGUCGUCCUGAAGCACCACAUAUUACUGCAUCAGGCGCAAUCAGUCAAUUGCUGCAUGGAACGGCCGAGGAUCAUGCAGCAUGGUUCAAACAGUUAGACGAAGGAUUUAUCAAACCAAAGUUACUUCUUGAUGGUGGUAAAGGUCCUCAUGGUGGGCCAAGCGGAGGCUAA
Messenger RNA from Botrytis deweyae, 1983 nucleotides. RefSeq lists its product as uncharacterized. Gene Ontology annotation, cellular component: early endosome; fungal-type vacuole membrane; late endosome. The transcript has 5 exons. Gene Ontology annotation, biological process: proton transmembrane transport; sodium ion transport; vacuolar acidification. NCBI's taxonomy places the organism in Eukaryota, Fungi, Ascomycota, Leotiomycetes, Helotiales, Sclerotiniaceae. Gene Ontology annotation, molecular function: sodium:proton antiporter activity. The record is from RefSeq and is a predicted model, not a curated record. The coding region runs from base 1 to 1983 and encodes 660 amino acids.